Messenger RNA from Vollenhovia emeryi, 703 nucleotides. RefSeq lists its product as uncharacterized. NCBI's taxonomy places the organism in Eukaryota, Metazoa, Arthropoda, Insecta, Hymenoptera, Formicidae. The record is from RefSeq and is a predicted model, not a curated record. The transcript has a single exon. The annotation marks the transcript as partial.
AUGACUCAUUACACACCGGCGCGCGUACCAACACAAGCACAAUGGGACCACGUCAGUAAUUUAGAAUUAGCUGAUCCUGAAUUCCUUAAUUCUGAUCCCAUCAACCUUAUCCUAGGGGCCGACUUAUAUAGCGUCAUCCUUCGGGACGGACUCCGAAAAGGCGCUAUUAACGAACCUAUUGCUCAGAAUACCGCUUUCGGCUGGAUUCUUUCCGGAUCCAUGGCCGAUUCCAAUUCCAAUACCGUGUGUACACACCACGGGACCGUUUUCGACGGUCUCGAACAAGCGCUCCGUCGAUUUUGGGAAAUCGAGGACAUACCGAAUCCUAGUUUUCCAAGCCCGGAAGACCAACGAUGCGAGGAACAUUUCCUCGCAACUCAUCAUCGAGAUGCCGAAGGACGAUACGUCGUACGUCUUCCGUUCCGAACCCGGCCCCCAAUAAAGCUCGGCGACUCCCGAGCUAUCGCUUUAUCGAACUUGCACCGCGUGGAGCGACAGCUUCAACGUGCUCCUGCUACCGCCGCGGAAUAUUCCGCGUUCCUAGAAGAAUACCAGCAACUCGGUCACAUGGAGAAGAUCGGUCGGUUCGAAGCUCCAGACCGAGCACCGGAAUAUUAUAUUCCACACCGAGCGGUGAUCCGCGAACAUAGCGAUACGACACGACUCCGAGUCGUUUUUAACGCUUCGUGCCGAACUACCAAUG